Molecule: messenger RNA, 1428 nt
Organism: Symbiodinium necroappetens
Lineage: Eukaryota; Dinophyceae; Suessiales; Symbiodiniaceae
Source: the annotation of a GenBank genome assembly
AUGCUUUCUGGCGCUCGUGUGCAGUGCCGCUCCGGACUCUGCCUGAUCUUUGCCUCUUCCGUCCUGGCCAAAGAGGCUUUGAGGCAUCAGUGCACGACGGAGUAUGGUGCUGCCUUCCGGGAUUUUCUUCGUGAGAGCGGGGCACACAUGCGAACCGACCUGGCCACAUCGCUGGAGGAGCACGGCUUGGUUCUAGAUGCAGCGGAAGCUCAACUGCUGCGAUGCCGAUCCCUCCGAGGUGGUGGCCGCUACUGGGACAUCGAGCUAAAGUUGCACGAGUACCUGUCAUCUGUCAGCUGGACCUGGACUUACGGGUCUGGAAAGGAGGGAGAGGCCCUCGGCCGACUGAUGCCUUUCGGCCUCUGCGCACCGCUGUCUUGCUCGGCUCAAGUCUUGCGGUCGGAAGUGGUACCUCAAUUUGUUGGACACCUGCUGGGCUUGAACACCACGACGAUCAGGCUGGGUGCACCAUCCGACGCGGUGCUCAAAACUCGCGAGCUUGUCCUUUGGCAGGAGCUUCCGCUGGACUUUGUGAUCGCGGGCAUCGACCGCUGUGGCACCAGUUCCCUGCACCACAAUCUGGGCCAGCACCCAGAGAUUGCCUUCUUGAAGCCCUUCGGGGAGGACUCUUUGCUUCUCUUUCAGCGGAGUCUUCCGAGCCGGGAGGAGCUGGAGGUCUGCCGCUCGCGGCGAGCUGAGCAUGCGGAGCAUGCGGAUGCACGAUGCUUGGCUGUGCAUGUCUCUGCAGCACUGGUGCCACAGGACUGUUGGGUUCACGCCAUUCUGGAAUCUUCACAAGACGGCACGGGCUUCGAAGCUCCUCGGCGUGACAGCAAAGGCUUCGGCUCCGUGUCAUUGGGAUCCUCGCUGAGGCCGCCUGGAGCGCUUCUUCUUGGCCUCUUGGCGGCCAAGAAGACUCGUCCUCCGCUUCGUCGCGUGGCGGAGGCACUGCCCACCAAAGCGCGCGCACAGCAGGUGUCACCGUCAUCGACGCCACCGCGCUGUUGGACCAGUGUGGCAGCGGCGUUGGAUGACCUACAUGGUGGAUUUCAGUCCGAGGAGCACCGGCAAAAGCUCCAGAGCAAUCCGAACGGCGCGCAGCAUCCGCUUCUAGAGCGCCAUCGUUUCGGCCCGUCCCUCCCAGGUAUUCGGAAGCUGUUCCGCGACAGAGUCUUGAUGAUUCAUCAGGACUCUCUUCGAAACAAUGCCAGGGAGACCUGGAAUCGCAUCGCAACCUUUUUGGGGGCAUCUCCCUUUCCUUCUCAGGCCCAAUUCCCGAGAAAGAAUGCACUCCCCGGCCACCGCACAGACCUGUGCCGGAAUGCCUCGGCAGUUCGGCGCCUCAAGCGGAUCCUGGAGCCUGAGUACCAAGAUCUGUGGACGACCGGCAGGCGAACCAUGCGGACGUACGAGGUCGCUAGUGCCUGA